UUUCUUGGUGCUAAAAAUUUAUCUUAUCUUUAUUCUUCGUCCCCCCUCUUGUCUCUCUACAGAGCAAAAGAAAUACAGAGAUCACAAGCAUGUCAAUAAUAUCUCCAAAUUCCCACAUUUUAUACCGAGAAGUCCACCACAAGGAGCUCCAUCACCAGCUCUGGAGCUUCGGGUCGGGUCCAAUAUGGGCCAAGCCAAACGGAUUCGGGUUCGAUCGGAGCAAAAUUUACGAGUGGCGAAAGAGAGGUAAUAGAGAUUUGAGGGCAUCUGCGUUUUGGCCCGAAUUAUCAAAGCCCUCAGCUUUGGAGAUGGAGUCCAUUCAAGAUUGUCAACACUUUGAUCAGAUUCUGGAUAAAGCUAAAGAGCUCUCACAACCCAUUCUUGUUGACUGGAUGGCUGCUUGGUGCAGAAAAUGCAUCUAUCUGAAGCCGAAAUUGGAAAAAUUGGCCACCGAGUAUGAUACAAAGCUGAAAUUUUACUGUGUGGAUGUCAACAACGUGCCUAAAGCGUUGGUAAAGCGUGGAAACAUCUCGGUACAUGAAUGUAUAUUAUUAAUGGAUUCUAUUGUUCUUCUUAUCAGUUAUUCUCUCAUUCUCAUUAGUGAGAUGUUGUUUCGCAUGCUUCGGCCACUGAUAAUUGGUUUUCAUCGUGUCUCUCUGAAGAAAAUGCCCACAAUUCAGAUAUGGAAAGAUGGGGAGAUGAAAGCAGAAGUGAUUGGAGGGCACAAGGCAUGGCUCGUUAUUGAUGAAGUCAGGGCUAUGAUCCAACAGUUUGUAUAAAUAGAUCAAACUCGUUUUGUGCUACUUUUUCCUUGUAUUGUGAAAAUAUGUAUGUGUAAAUACCUGCAAUGUUUAUAAAGAUUUUAUAUACGACGAGACACUUUAG
Striga asiatica is the source of this 885-nucleotide messenger RNA. Lineage: Eukaryota; Viridiplantae; Streptophyta; Magnoliopsida; Lamiales; Orobanchaceae. The record is from the annotation of a GenBank genome assembly.